This is a messenger RNA of Aricia agestis (brown argus), 2331 nucleotides long. RefSeq names its product proton channel OtopLc-like. NCBI's taxonomy places the organism in Eukaryota, Metazoa, Arthropoda, Insecta, Lepidoptera, Lycaenidae. The transcript is spliced from 14 exons. The coding region runs from base 186 to 2273 and encodes 695 amino acids. Gene Ontology annotation, cellular component: membrane. The record is from RefSeq and is a predicted model, not a curated record. Gene Ontology annotation, biological process: proton transmembrane transport. Gene Ontology annotation, molecular function: proton channel activity.
CGAUGAAACGCGCGACAACCUAGUUAGUCUUAGGUUGAAAAAAAUGUAAAAGUAAAAUUGCUGGAAGCAAUUUGGAUGUGCCGUGUCAAUUCAAUUACGAACGCUGAGCGCUCCAAUAUCUCUGUGAAGAUUAGGGCAAUGAAAAAAUAUUGCAGGGAAAAAUCUAGAAAACAUUUAAUAGACAGAUGAGUCCGGGCAAGCGAAGCACUCUGUGCGAGGCGAGCGACGCGCGUCCGGGCGUCACAGUUACCGACAUGGACACGGUACAGGAAGAAAAUGACAAUGACAGUAUCGAGUCCUCGUACUCGGACCUAGGACACCUAAGAGAGAGGACUAGAGCGAUGCUGGGCCCUGCAGUUGAGCCCCUAAUACAAAACUCGCACUCGCAGCCGAAUAGCCGCCGUGUGUCCAGCGACAUAGAGGCGAAACUCGCCGCCAACCUCAACACCAGACGGCCGUCGGCGAUAAUCGCAGCGUUCCGUCGGCCGUCGCAGGCGCUGGCGUUGUGCGCCGCGACGCAGCGACGCUUCCUGUCGGAGCUAUCGCCCAACUCCCGCGCAUCCGUCGCCUCAACCGCACACGAGCCCCCACCGUCUGCCGCAGAGAUCUUGGGACACGAAGCCCUAAGCAAGGCACUAUCCGCUCUAUACGCGAAAUUGUUGGUAGUGCUCGGGCUAGCUUUCCCCGUCACUGAAGUAAUAGCUAAUGGCGUUCCCGAAGCCUACUACCAGGGAUUUUACCUGUAUCUAUAUCUGGUGUCUCUACUAUUCGUGAUAUUUCAAUACGCGAACCUGAUGCGAGAGAAGGCGUUCAACCUAAUUAUAAGCAAUCAAGGCCAGCAGGAAAAAGAAGAUAAAAAUGGCACAAGCACCGAGAAAGCAACACCCAACGAGAAAACAAAACGAAAAGAAGUUAUUUCCCGCUACGGCAGUUUUUAUUUGAGGCUCGGAGCCAUAGCAUUCGGCAUCGGAUCGAUGGUGUACAGUGGACUGGUUUUCGGGGAAUAUUUCGAGAAGAGGGACCGCUGCCGAUCCGUGCUGGCUGCGCUGACUCCGGCUCUGCGAAUGACUCUCACUCUCGCUCAGAUGCAGUUCAUAUUCCUUACUAACAAGGACAUCGAAGUCGGGAAGUUCAAGCUGAUCCAACGGUUCGGAUUCAUGCACAUGAUAGCUACGAACCUGUGCGAGUGGUUGUUCGUCCUGGUUCAGGAGACGAAGCACGAGAUACAUCAUCUGGAGCACUCUAUGCUGCUGGAGGAGGGCGGGAACCACACUAUGCCGGCGGAGCCGUGUCGGAGGUCCAACAUUAUGGGCUCGCUCAUACAGAACGCCUCUCCGUUCCUUUUCCCCUGCACGAUUGAAUAUUCGCUUAUUUGUGCUGUCAUCCUGUAUGAAAUGUGGAAAGAGGUUAAAUGUACUCCCGAAGAUUUUGAAAAGAAGUUUAACUACGGGGUGAAAAACAAGUCACGAAACAACUCGGUGACUCCUGAGAAAAUUUUACAACAGUUCGCGGGCAUGCUAGGAGUGAACUCUCCCCUGGGCAGUCGGAACACGCUGCACCACUUCUCAGUGGACUGCUCGCACGCACACAGGGGACUGAUCGCCGGCAUACUGCUCAUAGUGCUUACCAUCAUAUCGCUCAUCAUGUUCUUUGUGCUAGCGAACAACAAGAGUACUAUUAACGACGCGAUUUUCGAAGUGAACAUAUGCGAAUUGAUUUUGUAUUCACUGUCAAUAAUGGCGUCACUGGCAGCCCUGAAACAAAUGAGAGUUCUACCGUAUAAAAGAAAAACACAAGCCGUGCUAGGCCUGGACACGUCGCUGCUGAUCCUGGCGCAGUCGGGCAUGUUCGUAUACUGCAUGUUCAGCCUCAUCGGCUGCCACCACUCGCUGUACCUCACCCAGGGGACUGACCUUACUGGCUUCUUCUCGGAGUUCCUCUCCUUGAUUCAGACUAUUCUCCAAACUCUGUUCAUAAUCGACGCGUGGUGGCGGCGCAGCAGCAGCUCUGAACACCGGCGGAACAAGCCCGGCAGGCAGCUCGUCACGUUCCUGCUCGUCGCCAACAUGGCUAUGUGGGCUAUUAACACCUUGGAAAAAAACAGAGCGGAGUUCAGGCCAGCUCACCUGGCGUUCUACGGCCCCUGGGCUUGGACCAUCAUCACGCACGUAUCAAUGCCCCUGGCCAUCUUCUACCGAUUCCACUCCACUAUAUGCCUGUUCGAAAUCUGGAAAAACAGCUUCAAGAAUAAACCGAUUUACUUAAAUGUGUGAUGAAUAAAAGGAAUAACAUGUGAUUUAUCCUUUAUAUAAUAAAGUUUUGUUAAAUAUC